CCUUCCUAGUGCACUUUAUCUACACUACGAAGCCAUUCGUAAUUCAGCCACUGGUUACGAGCCUCCAGACCACUGUUUUCAGUAGUGGGAUGCUAUAUUACAGGAUGUGAUGCGAAAUUAUUUUGUCUUAAAUAGAUAUGUUUUGCUAAAUCUAGAAAAUGUCAACAGCUGCGUCAUUUAAACCGGAAGCAGUUUGUGGAGGUCGCGAUGGGAGGUAAAGUUAGCACUGGCAACAUGGCCGCCGCCAGUCGGGUCGUGCAGGUUGUGCGACCUCAUGCGCCACUUAUCAAAUUUCCAAAUCGGCAGGGCAUGCCCAAGCCAAAUGUACAAGAAGCAAUUAAGCUGCUUAUUGCUAACGCACCACACAUACCUGCACCUGCAUCUGCAGCAGCACCUGCAGCAGUACAGUCUGCUACACCACCUCCCAAACCCGCAGCACACGUGAGUCGACUCCCUGGCACACCGGACAACAUCGCUAUCGUUAAAGAGCUUCCACAGAGAUACCGACGACAAGCCCUCACACUCGAGGAGAUGGACUACAUUCAGCGCGGCGGCCCUGAGUGAAGGACCGUCGUUAAAUCCUGCCAGUGCCGAUAGCUGUGGAGAAGCUUUUCAUUGAGGCUGGUAUUCUACUCUUCAGAAGGGUUUCACUCUUCAGAAAGAGUCAUUGCUCAAAUGUAUAUAAGAGAAAUUCUGAAAUCUAAUUAUUCAGUGUAUCCUCGGUCAUUUCUCCCUGGUCCAGCUGCAGUCGUAUGUUCGCAGUGUGGACUUUUUGACAGCGAGUCAGUACUUUCCAGGUGCUCUGUAUUAAACCAGCUUGUUAUCAAUAUUACAUUAUCGUAGUUGGAUCAUUUCACUACUUCACAUCAGAGCCAGGCUGCUCAGUUCACACUGCACUCGUGCACUUUCUUCAGCUCUUACACAUCACGUCAGUGUGCUAGUUUGGAAAUCAGUUGUCAUCCUGUGCUCUGUGAACUGUGUGUAAUUCUGGGUGAUUAAAUUUAUAUUCAUUUAAA
Hemibagrus wyckioides is the source of this 1016-nucleotide messenger RNA. RefSeq names its product mitochondrial ribosomal protein S36 (gene kgd4). The record is from RefSeq and is a predicted model, not a curated record. Gene Ontology annotation, biological process: 2-oxoglutarate metabolic process. NCBI's taxonomy places the organism in Eukaryota, Metazoa, Chordata, Actinopteri, Siluriformes, Bagridae. The transcript has 5 exons. The coding region runs from base 208 to 564 and encodes 118 amino acids.